Messenger RNA from Ascochyta rabiei, 3573 nucleotides. RefSeq names its product U2 snRNP component prp10. Gene Ontology annotation, biological process: spliceosomal complex assembly. Gene Ontology annotation, cellular component: U2 snRNP; U2-type prespliceosome; catalytic step 2 spliceosome. The record is from RefSeq and is a predicted model, not a curated record. The coding region runs from base 1 to 3573 and encodes 1190 amino acids. The transcript has a single exon. Gene Ontology annotation, molecular function: mRNA binding. NCBI's taxonomy places the organism in Eukaryota, Fungi, Ascomycota, Dothideomycetes, Pleosporales, Didymellaceae.
AUGGCCGGUCCGCGCGCAGGAAAGAGCUCUAGGGCCAUUGGACCCUCUGACGGGGGCUCGUCUGGCAAGCAGUCCCUGAGCGAGGCACAGGAAUCAGAGCUGUACGGCAACGGCGGCGAUAUGUCUGGCUACAACCUGUCCAUCGCUGCUGCCGACGGCGAUGAUGAUAUGGAGGAUGUUGGACUCAACGGAAGGUCGCUGGUCGGGCAAUAUACCGCAACGAGCGACAUGCUGAACGAAUUUGCGCACGGCGACACAGCGGAGGCGGACAUACUCGACAGCCGCGAGAAGCAAGCACAGAUCGCAUCUCGCGAGACCGACUACCAGCGAAGGAGGUUUGACAGAAGACUGUCACCAGAGCGCGCCGAUGCUUUUGCGAAAGAUGGAAAAGGGGACGGCAUGACAUACAAGGAGAUCAUGGCGGAGCGGCAGCUCGAGCGCGAGGAGGAACGUGUCAAGAGAGCUAUCGAAGACAAGGAGAAGUCAGGUGGCAAUGAGGUGCUGGAUCACAAGCCCACCUUAAAGGACGACGCGCCCGCUCCGGUCAACGGCGAUAAGACCCCACCCAUGGAGAAGAAGCGCAAGAGGAGAAGGUGGGAUGAGGGCGCUGCCGACGAAGCUCCCGCUGUCAAGGAGGAGGUUAAAGAAGAAGAACCAGAGGUCAAGAAGUCAAGGUGGGAGACGGGCCCUGAGGAACAGAAAGCACCAGCACGAUCACGAUGGGAUACCACAGCAGUUGCACCCUCGAGUGGCGCAACACCAGCACCAGCUACAGGUGCGAACGGCGCACGCCCUGCAAUGCCUGCCUACGCCUUUGGUACAGACAUCUCCAACCGUAAUGCUCCGCUCUCCGACGAACAGCUCGACAUGAUGCUGCCUGGCGAGUCUGAGGGUUACAAGGUGCUCGAGCCACCGCCUGGUCACGAGCCAGUACGCCGUCCAGUAGGCGUACCACAGCUACCCACAGGAUACCAGGGCUUCCUGAUCCCAGAAGCAGACAACAGCUUAGCAGCCAUGGGCAAGCAGUUGCCAACAGAGAUUCCAGGUGUCGGUGAUCUGCAGUUCUUCAAGAAUGAGGACAUGAAGUAUUUUGGCAAGCUCACCGACGGAGCUGACGAGAACGAAAUGACUGUGGAGGAACUGAAAGAGCGUAAGAUCAUGCGACUGCUCCUGAAGGUCAAGAACGGAACACCUCCCAUGCGAAAGACCGCACUACGACAGCUCACAGACAAUGCUCGUCAGUUUGGUGCAGGGGCUCUGUUCAACCAAAUCCUGCCUCUAUUGAUGGAGCGUACACUGGAAGACCAAGAACGCCAUUUGCUGGUCAAGGUUAUUGACCGUGUCCUAUACAAGCUCGACGAUCUUGUACGGCCAUAUGUGCACAAGAUUCUGGUAGUUAUCGAGCCUUUGCUCAUUGACCAAGACUACUAUGCACGAGUGGAAGGUCGAGAGAUCAUCUCAAACCUCGCAAAAGCUGCUGGUCUCGCACACAUGAUCAGUACCAUGCGUCCAGAUUUGGAUCACCAGGACGAGUACGUGCGAAACACAACCGCUCGGGCUUUUGCUGUUGUUGCGUCUGCUCUUGGUAUUCCAGCUCUCCUUCCCUUCCUUCGCGCUGUGUGCAGGUCAAAGAAAUCCUGGCACGCUCGCCAUACUGGUGUGAAGAUUGUACAGCAGAUUCCCAUUCUGAUGGGUUGCGCUAUCUUGCCCCACCUCAAAGGUCUUGUUGAAUGCAUUGGAGAGAACCUGAACGACGAGCAGCCAAAGGUUCGCAUGGUUACAGCCCUCGCUCUUGCUGCACUCGCCGAAGCUGCCAGCCCCUACGGUAUCGAGUCUUUCGAUGAUAUUCUCAACCCUCUUUGGACAGGUGCUCGACGACAGCGUGGCAAGGCUCUUGCAUCUUUCCUGAAAGCCGUCGGUUAUGUCAUCCCGCUCAUGGAUGAGGAAUACUCAAACUACUACACCAGCCAGAUUAUGGAGAUUGUCAUCCGGGAGUUCCAGUCGCCAGAUGAAGAGAUGAAGAAGGUCGUUUUGAAGGUUGUCUCUCAAUGUUCAAACACAGCGGGUGUCACACCAGUCUACCUGAAGGACAACGUGCUGCCAGAGUUCUUCAAGCACUUCUGGGUACGACGAAUGGCUCUCGACAAGCGAAACUACCGUCAGGUUGUGGACACCACCGUUGACCUUGCUCAGAAGGCUGGUGUUGCCGAGAUUGUUGGUCGCAUUGUCAACAAUAUGAAGGAUGAGAACGAAGCAUAUCGCAAGAUGACGGUCGAGACUGUUGACAAGGUCAUUAGUACGCUCGGUGCCCACGACGUUGACCAGCGCUUGGAGGAGCAGUUGAUUGACGGUGUCCUCGUUGCAUUCCAGGAUCAGACCGUCGAAGACCCCAUUGUCAUUGAUGGCUUCGCCACAGUUGUCAACGCGUUGGGCGAACGCACAAAGACCUACCUGCCACAGAUUGUUGCUACUGUCCUGGCCCGUCUGAACAACAAGUCUGCUACUGUACGACAGCAAGCAGCAGACUUAAUUUCCCGCAUCACAUUUGUCAUGCAGAAGUGUGAUGAAGACCCGCAGCUGAUCAAGCUAGCCCAAGCGUUGUACGAAUACCUCGGAGAAGAGUACCCCGAGGUUCUAGGCUCCAUCCUAGGUGCUCUCCGUGCAAUCGUCACUGUUGUUGGGCUUCAUGCCAUGCAGCCACCCAUCAAGGACCUUCUGCCUCGACUCACACCCAUUCUUCGUAACCGACACGAGAAGGUGCAAGAGAACACAAUCGAUCUCGUAGGUCGUAUUGCCGAUCGUGGUGCCAACUAUGUCAACCCUCGUGAAUGGAUGCGAAUUUGCUUCGAGCUGCUCGAUAUGCUAAAGGCACACAAGAAGGGCAUUCGCCGUGCUGCCAAUAACACAUUCGGUUACAUCGCCAAAGCCAUCGGUCCUCAGGAUGUACUGGCUACUCUUCUUGGUAACCUUCGUGUUCAGGAACGUCAAUCUCGUGUCUGUACCGCUGUCGCCAUCGGUAUCGUCGCCGAAACCUGUGCUCCCUUCACGGUCUUACCUGCCCUGAUGAACGAGUACCGUGUGCCAGAGCUCAACGUUCAGAACGGUGUCCUCAAGUCACUGUCAUUUAUGUUCGAGUAUAUCGGCGAGAUGGCCAAGGACUACGUAUACGCUAUCACGCCUUUGCUCGAAGAUGCCCUCAUCGACCGAGACCAAGUCCAUCGUCAGACCGCAGCAUCGGUCGUCAAGCAUGUCGCUCUCGGCUGCGUCGGUCUGGACUGCGAAGAUGCAAUGAUCCACUUGCUCAACCUUCUAUGGCCCAAUUUGUUCGAGACCAGUCCUCACGUCAUUGACCGUAUUGUUGAAGCUAUCGAGGGCAUUCGCAACGCUGUUGGUACACCACUGGUUAUGAACUACGUCUGGGCAGGCCUCUUCCAUCCUGCUCGCAAGGUCCGACAACCGUACUGGCGUAUUUACAACGACGCCUACGUGCAGUCGGCCGAUGCUAUGGUGCCUGCGUACCCGACCUUCGAAGAGGAGAACAUGAGGAGACACGAACUGGACAUUUUCAUCUAA